AGCCGUUUCUGUUGACACCGGAAGUGCCUGGACGAACUGCCGCUGCCACAUCUGAUCUUGCCCUGACUGUCGGGUCGGGAUGGCGGCGACGGGCGAGGGGAAGAAGGAGGAGGACUACAAGAAACUGCACAGCUUCCCUCUCAUCCGGCACACGGACAUGCCAGAAGAAAUGAGGGUGGAGACCAUGGAGCUUUGUGUCACAGCCUGUGAAAAGUUCGCCACCAACAAUGAGAGUGCAGCGAAGAUGAUCAAGGAGUCUUUGGACAAGAAGUUCGGCAGCUCGUGGCACGUGGUGAUCGGGGAAGGCUUCGGCUUCGAGGUCACCCACGAGGUGAAGAGCCUGCUCUACAUGUUCUUCGGAGGGAGCCUGGCCGUGUGCGUGUGGAAGUGCUCGUAGCACCCCCCCCCCCCCCCCCUUCCCUGUGCCGUGGCUUACUGGGCUAGGAAUAAACACCAGCUACCAACCAGAUGCUGGUUAACAUUUGUGUUGUGGCAGGGCAGUUUGUCCACACUACCAGCCACUCUGGCAGAUAAUAAACCACCACUUCAAGAUCUCGCCCAGGUUGUUGGCAGGGACAAUACUUGAUACUUGAAAGGGAAUGUCUGAGAGCAGCCGUCACUUUGGCAUUAACACAGCUUCCUGCCUUGUCUGUCACUUUUUUUUUCUUUUCCUUUCCGUGGUUCUAAACAUUUGUGUGUGCGUGUGCAAGUUCAACUUUUACAAACAAUACAGCCAGGGUCUCCAAAGUCCUUUACCCUCAUUCCUCUUCAGGGAGCGUGUGUGUGUGUGUGCGUUUAUAUGUUGGUGUGUGCUGGACACACACAGUUUUUUGAAGUAACACUUCAUGUUCACCUCCCUCAGCAGUUUUGAGCAACAGUAAACUGUCCGUUUGCACUCGUCUCUCUCUCUCUCUCUCUCUCUUGCUCUCUCUCUCUCAAGCCGUGCAAGUCUUUUAAUAAAAUUCUUAAUAUUUUUUAUGUGUACAUAGUUUGAUGCGACUUGACAAACUUCUUUUUAAAGACCAGAGGCAUCUUCUUACAACUGAACGGCUCCGAGCCGAACCACACCAGACCCGGUCCACCUUUUCUCCCUGUAAAGCUGUUUGUAAUAAUCCAGAACAAUAUCACCGCGCCGAGUGAUACGAGCAAUGUGAUUGUUUUCAUGGUGAUGCCAGUGUGAUAAUGAUCCAGCACAACGGACCAUUAUGUGUGAACUGACCUGAUUGUACAAUAAAAGUCUGAAAUGUGAUGAAAUAGGAA
Pleuronectes platessa (European plaice) is the source of this 1260-nucleotide messenger RNA. RefSeq names its product dynein axonemal light chain 4. Gene Ontology annotation, molecular function: dynein light intermediate chain binding; dynein intermediate chain binding. The record is from RefSeq and is a predicted model, not a curated record. Lineage: Eukaryota; Metazoa; Chordata; Actinopteri; Pleuronectiformes; Pleuronectidae. Bases 80 to 397 code for a protein of 105 amino acids. Gene Ontology annotation, cellular component: dynein complex. The transcript is spliced from 4 exons. Gene Ontology annotation, biological process: microtubule-based process.